Brenthis ino (lesser marbled fritillary) is the source of this 552-nucleotide messenger RNA. The record is from the annotation of a GenBank genome assembly. Lineage: Eukaryota; Metazoa; Arthropoda; Insecta; Lepidoptera; Nymphalidae.
AUGUUCCGAUCUUUUUUUAUAUUUGUGGCGAUUGUUGCGUGUCAAGCCAAUGUGCAGGUACCGCCGCCUGUGAGGUGCGGGCCUUUGCCCAGUGCUAUACACACAUGUAUGGGCUCACCAAAAAUCGUCAAGCCAGAACUGACGUCUCAGUGUAAUAAAGAUACGGAGUGUGAAGAAAUGACAUGCUUAUUUCAAAAAUCUGGAUGGAUAAAAGGGGGUAAAGUAGAGAAAGAAGCAAUAAGGGCAUAUUUCGAUGAAUUCGCCAAGAAUCACCCGGAGUGGUCCGCAGCUGUGGUAAAUGUGCAGAGUUCCUGUUUAUCCGCAGACUUGCCGAGCCAAGGCGUCUUUCUGAACUGCCCUGCGUAUGAUAUAAUGAUCUGCUCGUAUAGUAACUUCAUUAAGAAUGUUCAACCUUCGCAAUGGAAAUCGUCAGAGGAAUGUAAAUAUUCUCGUCAGUUCGCGGCUGCGUGUCCGUACUGCCCUGCAGACUGCUUCGCCCCCCUCGUGCCCAUAGGUUCCUGUAACGCCUGCCUCGCUUUGCCGAGGUCGCCU